Striga asiatica is the source of this 903-nucleotide messenger RNA. The record is from the annotation of a GenBank genome assembly. Lineage: Eukaryota; Viridiplantae; Streptophyta; Magnoliopsida; Lamiales; Orobanchaceae.
AUGAAAAAUAACACAAGCACAAAUAAGCCAUCAAAAGCUCGGCCAAAAGAGCCGAAAAUACCUCUCGUCGGAAACCAAAAUGGGGGAAGAGGUUCGGGUCUCAGCUACGAGUUCUCGGCUCUCGUCUCUGCGAAAAAUGGGAUUGAUUUGCUGCAGAACAGUGGAACAAGCCCGACCUCGGGUGAUCUGAAACUGCUUCAGCCACGGGCCGCCUGGUCUCAGCUUCGCACAAGCUUUUAUCCGCGAACAGAGACUUCCUCUCGAUCACCAGAUGAGGCCCUCGGUGCUCUAGAGUUCGCUGCUGCUUGGGCCUGCUCCUGGCCUUGUGCUCGCCACCUCCUUGGUCUCGCCGAGAAGGCUGCUGCUCAUCGGGAAUCGGGUGGAAGGUACAAUGUCUCGUCACCAGAUUUUGCUGGUGGCCACGAACUGAGGCCCAGCAAGGCGUGGGACUCGUGGUUGUUCCCUCGCGGGUUGUCGCCUGUGGAAUAUGCGUUUGAUAUACCUUCCCAAUGCAAAGCAGUCCUGACCAAUCGGUGCAACCUCAAUGUUGUGAGUGAAGUAUUUGACAACCUAGACAAAGCAAAUAAAAAUCGAUUUGCAGAGUCUUUCUUUCGGCCACUAAUAAAUAUUCCCGAGUUCAUAGUGUCCUCGCAAAUAGUCCACAAAGUACUUCAUAGGACAUUGAAAGCGUCCAAAAAUGACAAAGAUGGCGUGUGGUUUAGAUUUGGGGAAAACGAAGCUAGGUUUGGGUUACAAGAGUUUUGUCUUAUAACCGGAUUUAAGAUUGCGGCGGAUGAUGAAAAUGCGUACGAGGUCCCCAAAAAUAACAGUUUGCUUUUGCAACUGUUCAAGGAGAAGCGGGGGAAGAUCAAACGCAGUGACUUACUCGAGAAAUUUUCAUGA